This is a messenger RNA of Nematostella vectensis (starlet sea anemone), 2484 nucleotides long. RefSeq names its product metallophosphoesterase 1. The transcript is spliced from 7 exons. Gene Ontology annotation, biological process: endoplasmic reticulum to Golgi vesicle-mediated transport; GPI anchor biosynthetic process. Bases 360 to 1565 code for a protein of 401 amino acids. Gene Ontology annotation, molecular function: phosphoric diester hydrolase activity. Gene Ontology annotation, cellular component: endoplasmic reticulum-Golgi intermediate compartment. NCBI's taxonomy places the organism in Eukaryota, Metazoa, Cnidaria, Anthozoa, Actiniaria, Edwardsiidae. The record is from RefSeq and is a predicted model, not a curated record.
UCUUGUCAAUUUCAAAAUGGCGGACGAAGGUGAUAUUUCUUGACGUUCGAGAAAAGUUCGCCCAGAUCCAUUCAAACACUCUGAUCCAACACAGGCUAUGUCAAGCAUGAGUUGUGCCUCUAGGCUUGCGUCUAUACGUGACUUCCUUUGCAAAAUAUUAAGUAUCAAAUAUACUGGCACCCAGCUUCCAAUCAAUGAAUUUUGAAGAGAAAAGAACGCGGGAAUUGCAAGUUACUCGCCCCAUUCUCGUGUGAUCGUGUCAAGACACUUGGUGGACAUUCCAAGGGGAAGGCGAGUUAAUGACAGCUCUCUCUGCGUUGUCAGUUCGCUGAAUUAGUUGCUGAAUCUUUGAGCCGAAUAUGUUAGUCCGCCGGCUGAAAUGCAUGGCUAUCUUCACACUAUUCGUCUUUGGGUUUUGUGAAUGGUUCAUUUAUUACAUCGUGCUGUAUCAGUGCUCCUGGCCUAAGCUCAGCCCAGAGAAACCAACCGACGCCAAAGGUGCACUAAGGGUAAUGAUGUUAGCUGACACUCACUUGCUUGGACCAAUUGAUGGGCACUGGUUUGACAAGCUGCGACGGGAGUGGCAGAUGAGGCGUACAUUUCAGACAGCCCUUACAUUAUUUCGCCCUGAAGCUGUGUUUGUAUUGGGUGACCUGUUUGACGAGGGAAUGACAUGUAGUGAUGAAGAAUUUGAGGAUUAUUUUGCCAGAUUUAACAGGUUGUUCUAUCAUCCAGACGAUAUUGAAUUUCAUGUGGUGUUUGGAAAUCAUGACAUUGGAUUUCAUGACAGGGCAAGUCAAGAUGAUCUCAAGUUAUACCAAAGAUUUAAAAGAGCAUUCAACAUUCCUCCUGCCCAGCUUCUUCGAAUAAAAGGCAACCUGUUUGUGUUUGUGAAUAGCAUAGGCCUCGAGGGAGAUUCCUGUUCAAUGUGCAACGAGACUGUAUCAGCACUGUAUAAUAUUGCAAGCAGACUUCACUGUGAUCGAAACCAUCAAAAGAGAACUGUACUGGAUGAUGGUGUAUUGGGGAAGCUGAGAUUUGAUAAAAUACUGGAAUGUGAGAUUCCAAGAAACUCUCCAGCACCCAUAUUGAUACAACACUACCCUUUGUAUAGACCCAAUGAAGCAGAUUGCAUCGGCCCAGAUGCCCCACCACCAGAUAAACGCACAGAAACAAAUCGUCCUCGCUGGGAAGUUGUCUCCCAAGAAGCAUCUUCCUUUCUUCUCUCUACCCUGCAGCCAAGAUUGGUGGUCAGCGGUCAUACCCAUCAUGGGUGUUACUUGGUGCAUGAAGGAGGCAUACCAGAACUUACUAUUCCAUCAUUCAGCUGGAGAAAUCGAAACAACCCAAGUUUUAUCUUGGCGGUGAUAACACCAGAGAACUAUGUUCUUGGCAAAUGUUUCAUGCCAGAGGAGUCCACCGUCAUAUACAUCUACAUCUUUUCUGGCCUUGUACUGCUGAUAAUGAACUUGUCUAUCGCUAUUACGGGUCUAAGGCGAUUUAUUAGAAGAUGCAGGAGACAGAUGUAUCGGCAGGAACUUCAGGGAGUCGCAACACGAUACUAACAGCGGCGUAGCCAGGAUUUUGAACAGGAGGGGGGCCAAAAGGGACUUUCAAGACAUUUUCUUCUGUAUAUUAGAUAAUGUCUCAUACAUUUACUGUAUAUUUGGCUGCUAAUAGGGGGGAGCGCCCCCCUAGGCCACCCCCCUGGCUACGCCCCUGACUAAAUCCACGUAAGCAGGUUCUUCAUCUUUUCUAAUGUGACUUUAAUGUGAAUCAUUCAGCUCAGAUCUUAGGCGAGUUUAUAGUGUAGAACCAGGCCCGUAGCCGGGGGGGGGGGGGGGGGGGGCUCGGGUGGUCGGAAGAACCAUCCCACUGGACUGGAAUGUCCGCUCUUAUGAAGGAAAAUUGUGCAUAACUACGAGCUAGGGCGAGCUACCUAAGAGAAAAUAGGCCGCUAAAUAGGUAAACGAUCCCCCCCCCCCCUCCCUUAAAAAAAAUCCUGGCCACGGCUUCGUUUUGCGAAGAAGCUCACCAAAAGGACCAUUGUACCUGGAACUAGGAAAUUAGCUGGGAAUUGUAGAAAAUAUAGUUGUUUAUUCAUGAAGCCUGAUAAGGCCCAAUGGUAAAAUUGUUUGGAAAAUCUCUUACAAAAAAGGAGAAGAAUAUCUGAAGAGGUCAAGGGUAAUCAAAAUAUUUUUAUUAGAAUUUUGUGGACGUAGUAUUUGAUGCUAGUUGUCCAACCGGCAAGUUCUGAGAUGCAGCGAAACUAGAUAGUAUACGACGCUGUUUGUCAAAUUUAUUUAGCCAAUCACCAUAGAAAUUAUUCAGUAUGUAUACAUCCCGAAAAAUCCAAGACUUUUUUUAUUUGUCCUGAUGGCCUUGUUUGCGCGUAUUCUAUAUAUAUAUAUUCUAUAUUUUUCUAUGACAUCAUAUUUUGAUCUUUUUAAAAGUGAUGUAAAAUAAACUUAGUAGCGCAGUGUU